Messenger RNA from Podospora pseudocomata, 2379 nucleotides. It is a transcript of the gene GAL1, whose product is annotated as galactokinase. Lineage: Eukaryota; Fungi; Ascomycota; Sordariomycetes; Sordariales; Podosporaceae. Gene Ontology annotation, molecular function: ATP binding; galactokinase activity. The record is from RefSeq and is a predicted model, not a curated record. Gene Ontology annotation, biological process: carbohydrate phosphorylation; galactose metabolic process. Bases 487 to 2103 code for a protein of 538 amino acids. The transcript has 2 exons. Gene Ontology annotation, cellular component: cytoplasm; cytosol.
GAAGCAUUUGUCUUCUCGGCAUCGAGACCUUUACCUGAACAUAAUGACAUGUAAAAGAAGGAGGACUGCAUGAGCUCCGCUGCGGUCAAAUACUCGGCGAGAAGCAGUCCGUGUGGGGAGACAGAGGGCAUGACGACACUGAGGACAGGCGAGAUGUGGAAGCACUUGCCUAAUUUGCCUGCACAAACAUCUCCUUGACAGCAGCUAUUGGUCAAUUCCACCGUUGAACAGGUUGAACAGGCGUGCAGCUGCCCGCCAUCGUACUUCCCAAAUUAUACGGCCUCAUGACCGUAGUGCGGGGCAUUUUACUUCUUCUCAUCAACUGAACGCGGGGCAUAUAUCUUUCGCUCACCACAACCUCACCCUAAUCAUCCGCAUCACCACGAUACCCUCCGGUAUAUGAAUACCUUCUUUUACGAUCUGCCGGUCCCAGAGGUCACCUUUACGACAAGAUACCUGCCCUAGAACCGGAGGCUACCAUCCAAAAUGGCCGGCCCUGUCCCCGUCGCCAGCUCUCUGAGCGACAUCUACACCGUUGAUGCCAUCGGCACUCAAGCAAAGAGAUGGAACAACCUCCUCGCUCGCUUCCAGACCAUCUAUGGCCAGCCAGCCGAGUUCGUGGCUAGAUCACCCGGCAGAGUGAACAUCAUCGGCGAGCACAUCGACUACUCUCUCUACCCCGUCCUCCCCAUGGCCAUCACUGCCGACUCACUCCUUGCUGUAUCAACCAACGUUGCCUCUACCAACACCAAGGAAGGCCACUACAAGAUCAAGAUCGCCAAUGUUCAAGACGCCAAAUUCCCCGCUCACGAGUUUGACAUUCCCUAUGAAGCCGUGGAUAUCGAUGCUACUGUUCACGAGUGGACCAACUACUUCAAGUCUGGCCUCAGGGGUGCUUUGGAGCUGCUGCGCAAGAAGCACGGCAAUGACUUCGAGCCAAAGAGCAUGCAAAUCUUGAUGGAUGGGACAGUUCCGGCGGGUGGUGGCUUGAGCUCCAGCGCUGCGUUUGUGAGCUCGAGUGCUCUGGCUGUCAUGGUGGCCAAUGGUGAGAAGACUGUGGACAAGACUGAGUUGACUGAGCUGGCUAUUGUGAGCGAGCGGGCUGUUGGUGUCAACUCGGGCGGAAUGGACCAAUCCGCCUCCGUCUUCUCAGAACGCGGCUCAGCCCUCUUCGUCUCCUUCACUCCCUCCCUCAAAGCCCGCCCGGUCUCGUUCCCCAAGACUAACCCCGAACUCACCUUCCUCAUCGCCCAAUCCUUCGUCACAGCCGACAAGUUCGUCACUGGCCCUGUCCACUACAACCUCCGGGUGGUAGAAUGCUCUCUCGCCGCUGCCUACCUCAACGCCGUUCUCAACCCCCCCGGAACUCAACUCCCAUCUGACGCCAGCCCGCUCUCGGUCAGUCUUCACGGCUUUCACGAAACGUACUUUGCCCUCCAAGAGCACUCUUCUGGCGCGACAAAGUCCAAGUCGACCGAGUCCCAACUUGAAGAAUUGGUUGCUCUCACAGCAGAAAAGCUCGACAAGAGGGACGGCUACACCCGCGAGGAGAUCGCCGCCGUCCUUAACAUCUCAGUCGAUGAACUCAACAAGAAAUUCACCUCUCGCUUCCCCGUCCGUGCGGAGAAGUUCAAGUUGAGACAGAGAGCCCUCCACGUGUUUAGCGAAGCGUUAAGGGUGCUAAAGUUUAUGUCCUUGCUUGAGCAGCAACCGACAAACACGGAUGACACAUCAGAGUACAAUGCCCAAUUAGGCGACCUGCUCAACCAAACCCAGGACUCGUGCCGGGAUGUCUACGAGUGCAGCUGCAAGGAGAUUGACGAGCUGUGUUCUAUCGCGAGAAAGGCGGGGAGCUAUGGGAGUAGACUGACGGGUGCUGGGUGGGGUGGUUGUUCGGUCCAUCUCGUUCCUGCUGGCAAGGUCAAGGCUGUGAGGGAGGCGUGGGAGAGGGAGUAUUACAGCAAGUUGGACUUGAGCGAGGAGCAGAAGGAGGCUGCGGUGGUCGUGAGUAAACCGGGGAGUGGGAGCGCGGUUUACUUGGUGGACGAUAAGCCCGGGCCGGUGGUGGUGGAUGAUAGGGAUAGGGGUAGUGAGGUGUAUUGAGAUGGUUGGGGCUUGGGAUACCUAGAGAAUUCAUGAACUGAGAAUUAGUUGAAACAUUUUUUGUUCAAUUGCCUUUGGGUUUCCAUUUCACUUUCAGUGAACCUAUUCUGGAAGCUGUCUUUUCUGUCUGUCCACCCUCUCGUAAUUCUCUCAACAAAAAUAGUCUAAUGCAGUUACGCUGUUCAUAAGCCCAACCUAGGUAACCCCAUCCCAACCGCCAAAUCACCUAACUUUCCAGUCAGUAAUACAAAAUAUAGUCUCAUUACAAAUAAUCUA